AUGUUGUUUUGUAGUGGUUAUGGUCGUGCUUAUUUCUCAUGUACCUCGGCACACACAUGCACAGGCGAUGGUACGGCUAUGGUCACCAGAGCUGGACUACCCAACGAAGAUAUGGAGUUCGUUCAGUUUCAUCCAACAGGUAUGUUACAUUACUCCAGUAUCUUACAUACAGCUCAUUACAUUGUUUUCCCGCAUGCCCCACUCAGUUCAUUCUCAUAAAAUUGUUUUUCAUGCUUAGGUAUUUAUGGUGCUGGUUGCUUGAUAACAGAGGGCUCAAGGGGAGAAGGAGGGUACUUGGUGAACAGUGAGGUACACAGUCUAUGUACAUUAUUGAACAUUAUUACAAUUACUGUCAUUGUCUACAGGUUGUGUUUGCAUGGCUUGUUCUUUAGGGUGAGCGGUUUAUGGAGAGAUACGCACCAACUGCCAAAGAUCUUGCUUCAAGAGAUGUUGUCUCACGAUCCAUGACUUUAGAAAUCAGAGAAGGAAGGUAGACCCUACUGUAUUUAAUCUGUUUGUCCUGAAGGUCCAGCAAGGGUAAUUUGUUGUAAUGGUCCAGUGUUAUUACUGGAGGAAACCGGGCUAGACUUUAUUAUAUUGGAUAGCUCUAUCAGUUCUAAACUGUUCUUCCUAGAGGUCCAGUAAGGAUCAUCUCUUAUAUUGAUCCAGUGUUACUACAGUAGGAAGCCUAAACUAAACUAACGUUAUUUAUACUGGACAGUUCUAUCAGUUCUAAAGUGUUUUUCCUAGAGGUCCAGUAAGGAUCAUCUCAUAUUGAUCCAGUGUUACUACAUGCAGAAGGAAACCUAAACUAAACUAACGUUAUUUAUACCAGAUAGCUUUACCAGUUCUAAACUGUUCUCCCUAGAGGUCCAGUAAGGAUCAUCUCUUAUAUGAUCCAGUGUUACUACAAGAGGAAACCUAAACUAACUUUAUUUAUACUGGAUAGCUCUAUCAGUUCUAAAGUGUUCUUCCUAGAGGUCCAGUAAGGAUCAUCGCUUAUUGAUCCAGUGUUACUACAGGAGAGAACCUAAACUAAACUACCGUAACUUUAUUUAUACUGGAUAGCUCUACCAGUUCAAAACUGUUCUUCCUAGAGGUCCAGUAAGGAUCAUCUCUUAUUGAUCCUGUGUUAUACUGGAUAGCGAAGACAAACUUGAACAUUGUGAAGAAAAACUUGUUUUCUGUUUAACCAUUUAACCACAACAAACUUGGUUUUAUUCACAGAGGAGUUGGUCCAGAUAGCGACCACGUGUUCCUACAGCUGUCUCACCUUCCAGCAGAUCUUCUGGCUGAACGCUUACCUGGAAUAUCUGAGACUGCUAUGAUAUUUGCUGGUGUCGACGUAACUCGUGAACCUAUUCCUGUCUUACCUACAGUACAUUAUAACAUGGGGGGAGUACCCACGAACUAUAAGGGACAGGUAAACAUGAUUCUUAAUAAGUCUAGUGCCUAAUAUUACUAAUGUCAUAGGUCCCGGUGUCAGUGGGGGCGGGGAAGGGGGUAGGGGGCACAAGGCACCCAAGAUAAAUCUUGAAGUAGUCAUGAUAGUAGUUACAGUCAUACAGGUCUAAGAACGAAUUUACUACUGCAGCUAUAUCAAUAUCUUUGAUGAAACUGUUCCGCUGUAAUUUAGAUAUCGAGUUAGUAUAGGUAAUCAUGCGAUGGCGAGUACAAUUAAGGAUUAAUAGUACGAGUGAUGUUUGGAAAUUUUGCCAAAAUUGGACGAGCCGCCGGGGCGAGUCCAAUUUGGUAAAUUUCCAAACAUCACGAGUACUAUUAAUCCCUAAUUGUACGAGCAACAUCGCAUGAUUACUUGUUUAUUAUUAUCAUGACAAAAUUGGUUACGUACUUCUCAAUGUCAACAUCAUAUUCUCUCGCCAAAGCCCAGUCCUGCAAGACUUUCAACCAAAAUUUGGUGCUUUUGUUUGUAUUUUCAUUUAGUUCUUUUGUUCAAGCAAAAUUUGGUGCUUUUGUAUCUAGUCCCUCCACGGCAAUUUCAUUUCACGUUUGUUUUUAAAAUACCUUUCCGCCAUUUUGUUUGUUUUGGGAAAAUCAUUAAUUGUACUCCAGUACUGCGGUACAAUUAAUGAAAGAAUUGUACUUCUCUCAACCAAUCAGCAUGCAGUAAUUUUGUCAUGCUAAUAAUAAGUAGAUUAAUUAAGUAUUCAAUCAUUUCAAUAAUCAGGUAUUUAGUAAUUCGCUGUAAAAAUGUAGAUCCUAAAAAAUUCCUGGGAACAGUUUCCUAUGUUCCGAUUUUUUACACCUGAAAUCAGGCCCCCCGUAAAACUGAGGGCCUGCCACGCAGGCUAGGAAACAAAAUCCUGCCCGUUGCAAAUCAGGCCCCGCAUAAAACUGAGGGCCUGCCACGCAGGCUAAAGGAAAACUUCCUUGUCUCACUAUAAUGAAUAUUAAAUCUCUCACUGUGUUUCAGGUUAUCGACGUUGUAAAUGGUGAAGAUAAAAUUGUGGAAGGACUCUGGUCUGCUGGCGAAUCCGCUUGUGCCUCGGUGCAUGGCGCGAAUAGACUGGGAGCUAACUCUUUACUUGAUCUUGUUGUGUUUGGUCGCGCAUGCGCUCACUUUAUCACAGAGGAAAACAAACCAGGCGAACAAUUGCCUCAGCUGUCUUCGGUGAGAUACUUACAUAGACGAAUGGGCAAUUCCAGGUAUAGACAAAAUUUUGAUCUGGGCAAGAAGAACAAAAUCCAUCACCACAGCUAGAAAGAGCAUGUUAAAAUUAGCAAAAUUGCAAAGUUUGGUUGCGAAAUGUUGUGGAAAUGAGGAAAAUAUAGACGAUUUGCAAAUUUUGUAUUACGCGCGGGAAAAUGCACCACAUUUGGGCCGAAAGUGGUACAAAUUCCCGUGCGUAAUACAAAUUAAUACAAAAUUUGUAAAUUUCGUAGGGCUAUAUUUUCCUCAUUUUACAACAUUUCGCAACCAAACUUUGCAAUUUUACUAAUUUUAACAUGCUCUUUCUAGCUGUGGUGAUGGAUUUUGUUCUUCAUGCCUAGAUCAAAAUUUUGUCCAUAGCUGGAAUUGUCCAUUUGGAUAACGUUUGUUUAUCCGGUAUCCACAAUGAAAAAAACUGGCGAACGUUUGUUUAUGCCCAAUGAAAAAAAUUGGCGAACUGGUGUUUAUGCCUAAUGAAACAAAUUCCAUCAUUUCUCAGGAUGCUGGCGAGGAGACUGUGGAGGAGUUAGAUAAAUUACGUCAUGCUGAUGGCAAUGUGACAGUCGCCGAUUUAAGAUUGGAGAUGCAGAAAGUGAGUAGAAGCAAAUGAGCUGCAUGUAUAUCACAAAUAGAUAAUAUCUUGCCGUUGUCCAUUCAGUUGUAGAUAUUAGGGAUCGGCACCGAACAGAAAUGUUUUUCUUGAUAAAAAUUUUCCUCAUCCAACCAUUAAAAGUAAAAAAAAAUUUACCCAACCUCAAUAAAAAAUAAAUACUAUUCAGUUGUCACACAUAUGUCCUUUAUUUAAAGGCACUUCUAUGACAUGAGUUUAAUAAUUGUGCAAUUUUCUACAGACUAAAGUUUCAUGUUGUCUGCACAUGGCGACAUCAUUUGCCUCCUGACAAAUCGGAAAAUGAUCAAGAUAGUGACUCUGAUUGAUUGAUUGAUUGAUUGAUUGAUUGAUUUACAUAUUGUAUUGACAUAUGACUAUUGACAUUGCUUGUUGGUCUUCAAUAGUUGAGUGAGUCAUGCUUUGGAAAUGACAAUAAAUUUUUAUUACCCAACCCUUGAGUUUUUUUGUUUUUUUUCAUUUACCCAACCUUUUACUCACUCAAAUUUUGUUUACCCAACCCUUUUCUCUUCGAUGCCAGCCCUCGCCAUAAAUAAUGAACCAACCCCUGUUUUUUUUCGUUGCUUCGCACGACCCAGUACUUUUUGUAUUUUUCCUCAGAUAAUGCAAAGUAAUGCGGCAGUCUUCAGAACUGGUCCAGUGUUGAGAGAAGGAUGCGAGAAGCUAGAUGCUUGCUACGGGAAAUUGGAAGAUUUGAAAUUAUUUGAUAGAGGAAUGGUGUGGAACACUGAUCUCAUUGAAGCACUGGAGUUACAGAAUCUAAUGUUGAAUGCCGCUCAGACGAUCUACUCCGCUGAAGCGAGGGAGGAGAGCAGAGGUGCGCACGCGCGAGAAGAUUUUAAGGUAACGAGCACUGAUCUAUAUAUUAGGCCCCAUUUACAUGAGACCAGAACAGUGACUCUGGACCGGAACGACGAAGUCAAACCGGGACCACUUCGUUUCGGUCAUAGUAUUAUUUAUAAUAGAUGUUUACAUGAGACUGGGACGAAAAUAACUCAGACCGGUCUCAAGUUAGGACGGGGUCUUACAUACAAGGUCGGAUUUUGGUUGAAAUGGUGAUGGAGGUGGAAAAAGAUUUUGGAGAUGUGCAGCGGUCUACAAUCUUUGUCAAAAACUGUGGGACAGCUGCUGUAAUUUCACACAAUUUGAAAGGCGUAGCGCCCCCCAUUCCCCCAGUUCAAUGUUGGGCCGACAAAAAUCUGAUACCUGGUUGCGAGGCGCCAACAUUGAAACGGGUGGGGGGAGGGAGGGUGGAAAAAAUGUAUCAGUAAAUGGUAUAUUACAACCGAAUGCAUGUGAAAACUAGGUUGUCCCAAUCUAUAUUGUCAAAGAUUGUAGCUUACGAAUGAUGAUCCCCAUGUAAUGUUAGAGCAUAGAACGGUACCCUUCUAACAUCAAUCAACCACGUGACGUAUGCAUGUAUUGUACAUACGUGUAUCGGUGUAUUUAUUAAUUAUAACUGUACAACUCAUCUAAUUUUGCCGUUCAUUACAUUCUUUCGAAACAUUGCGUUAAAGGGUACUUGACACAGAGAUGGAUGAUUUUAUCACUGUUCCAAUUUUACAGAAAAACGUUCGUACAAAGUGUAGACCCUAAGCAAUACUUUUGUCAAAUUUUCACUUUGGUCUAUCAUUUAACCUUUCUCGAAGGGAGGUGGAAAACAAUCUCAGGGAAGGUAGGCAGGGUCCCCACACCUCCCCUCGAAAUCCGGCCAUGAUUUCAUGUUGCUGGCAGGUAACACUGUUAUCUGAUGAUUUCUUUAUUGAGCUGUAAGCUAUAUUGGCCAAUUAGAACACACGUAGUGACUACAAUGUAUAUAAAUAAAAUGAAUAAUUUGUCAUUCUCCAGGAUCGUGUUGAUGAAUAUAACUAUAAGGAACCACUAGAAGGGCAGACAGCAAAGCCUCUCAGUGACCACUGGCGCAAACACACCUUGUCAUAUCAAGAUCAUAAAACUGGAAAAGUAAGUAACAAUACAGAAUGUAAGUAAAAUUGUGCAUACGAGUUAUUCUCGUGUCUCAUAUAACUACAGACGGUACCGUUUCGGCCUUAUGGGCCUCAUCAGUGUAGUGCUGAUGAGCAGGAUGAAAGUGACUGCUAUUUACAGUCACCUUUGAUGCCUCACGAAUGUGGGACAUCAAACCAUGCCAGAGCGCUCAAACUGCAAGCAGUGAGCGUGCUCUAAUAUAUAUAUUUCUUGAGUUAUGAAAAUAUAUAUAUUUCUUGAGUUCGUUUCUGUGUUAAACAGAAAGUAAUAUAGAUAAUUAUAUUGCUUUACAUGCCUUAGGCUGGGACCCACCUAAAAUAAGGAGAGAAAAAAGGCAAAAGCGAAAAUAUUUACUACAACCACAUAACCAAUGAUAUUAAUAAUAGUUUUAUGUAUGACGGUGCUCAUCUAUGGAAGUCCAUUCCAAACGAGUUUUGAGAGAGCAAAUCCUUUUCAUAUUUUCAAACAAAAAUUGCUACUCACAUUUUUCGUAACAAAAUAUUAACCCUGUCAAUAGACAAUAUUCGCAAAUUAUAUUCCUAUAUUGACACCAUUCCUCAUAUUUUGUAGCUAACUGUAGAUAUAUACCCCUUUCUCAUCUUUUCAAGAGAAAAUUGCUACUCCCAUUUUUCAAUCGUAACGAAAUAUUAACCCUGUAAAUAGACAUUAUAGACUAUUCAUAAAUUAUAUUCCUAUAUAUUGACGCUCUACCUCAUAUUUUGUAGCUAACUUUAAGUAUUGUACUUUUGCUAUAUUGUAUCGAACAAGAUGCCCAAAAUUUCGAUAUUUGUCCACUUGUAACUUAGUUGAAAUUUUUUUGUUUUAUUUUAGGUAACGCUUGAAUACCGUGCUGUAAUAGACGAGACCCUAAAUGACGCUGAAUGUCCCACUGUACCACCUGCUGUCCGUGUUUACUAGUUUGUUGCGACUUUAUAACCGCACUUGGAUGAUUCCACCUAUAGACGAAAUUUUGAUCUAGGCAAGAAGAACGAAAACCAUUACCAUAGCUGGAAAGAGCAUGUUAAAAUGAGUAAAAUUGCAAAGUUUGGUUGUGAAAUGUUGUAAAUAUGAAAAAUAUAGCCCUGUGAAAUUAGUAAUUUUGAGUAUUUUAGUAUUACGUGCGGAAAAAUGCACCACUUUCGGCUCGUAUUUUACAACAUUUUGCAACCAAAUUUGGCAGUUUUACUAAUUUAAUCAAGGAUGUUCUUUAAAGCUAUAGACCCUUUGCACUGAAGUCACAAAUCCUUAGAGUGUCCUCCAGAUGCUACCUAACAAUAUCUGUUCGGGUACAACGACCACAUACAGCGAAAAAAUUAACCAUUUUAAUACAAAAUUAUUAUAAACUUUUACAAAAUUUGCUUUGUUUACAAAAGUUAUAUUAUGCGUAGAUUGCCAAUUUGUCCUCCAGAUGCAUCGUUACUGGCGCUGUGACGUCCAGUGCAAUGGGUCUAUAAUGAUAGAUUUUGUCCUUGUUUGGAUCAAAAUUUUGUCUAUAAUGGACCUUUCCCCUUAUAACUAAAAUUUCGAUCUAGACAAAAAUUUCAUCACAGCUUGAAAGAGCAUCACAAAAUUAGUAAUAUUCCAAAGUUUUGUUGCAAAAUCUUGUAAAAUGCGGAUAAUAUAGCCUUGCGAAGUUUGCCGUUUUUCAGUCAUUUUGUAUUACAAACGGAAUUAACAUCCGAUUCGGGUGUUGGGGCUGCAAUUUCCCGUUUGUAAUGCAAAAUGACUGAAAAACGGCAAGGCUCUAUUUUCCUCAUUUUACAACAUUUCGCAACGAAACUUUGGAAUAUUACUAAUUUUGUGAUGUUCUUUCAAGCUGUGAUGAAAUAUUUGUCUACACUUGCCUAGAUCAAAAUUUUGGUUAUAAGGGGAAAGGUCUAUUGGAAUCAUCCAUUUUGUAAAAUUGCGGCAGUGCUACACUAUGCCAAAUAUUGCGGUACAGUUUAUGCAACGCAGUCUGUUUCAACCAGUUUAAUUUCACAAAAGCUAUCAACACCGAAAAGUGUUUUGAAUGCCGAGUUUUUUUUAAAACAAACUUUGAGGUAUUUUAAAUCACUAUUUCAAGUGAACCAUUCGGUGUGCAAUAUAACGGUCAUCGCCCAUUGUUCUACACGGAUAUUAUGGCCGACCAUUUUUCCUCAUUAAUUUUGAAUAAUCUCUCAAAAUAAUUGCAUUCCAAUGUACCGUGCACUUUUCUCUUUUGUCUUCAAUUAAUGUCGGAUGAUGUCCUCUCAAAAGUGGGUUUGUCUGACAUUUUGUGUGUCCAAGAUUUUAGAACUAUUGGAAACUUUAUUUAAAGAGACAUUCAACACGGACUCCUAAUUUUAUAUGUACGGAGGGCAUCGCAAACUGAUUCAUUUUCUAUAAGAAUUAUAUUUCUAUGAAUUUAUGAGGUGGUUUUAUUGGUUCAUUUCGGUUGAACUGGUUGAAACCUAUUAGAAAUGAAUUAUUUAAAAUUCUGUGAAAUGACAGCAUUAGAGGCUUGCUGUAAAUGUGUAGCAGAGCAUAGUUUAAGAGUUUAUUUUUAUUGCUCAAUAUAUUGGGUUUUUUAAUUUUGAUCGAUUCAUUAUUGCUCAUGUCAUGCAAUGGGCUUGUAUUAUUCCGUAGUUUUAUCUUUAUUUGGUUUUUGACCGAAGUAAAGGCAUGUAUGUUAUUUAUAAAUUUGCAUCAUUGUUCAAUGACAAAUGGCAUUUAAGAUCCAGGAUAAGUUUUUCCAUGAAUUUAAAAAUUAAACACGGUAUAUUCGAUUUCUAUAUUUGCAGCAACAACAACAGCAACAACAAUAACAACAACAACAAUAACAGCAACAACAACAACAAAAGCAACAACAAUAGCAACAACAAUAGCAACAACAACAACAAUAAUAAUAAUAGCAACAACAACAGCAGCAGCAACAAUAACAACAACAACAACAACAGCAAGCACCACAAACAACAACAACAACGAGAAUUAAUGACAUGUAUGAAACUAAAUAACAAGUUAUGUGAGAAUUUAAAUGUAGAGAACAAUUUAAAUGUAGGUCAACCUGUAUGUUUACAUGUCCACGUGCAGAUGCAACGACGGUAUCCUUCAACAUAGACUUUGCUU
Messenger RNA from Paramuricea clavata, 8372 nucleotides. NCBI's taxonomy places the organism in Eukaryota, Metazoa, Cnidaria, Anthozoa, Malacalcyonacea, Plexauridae. The record is from the annotation of a GenBank genome assembly.